CUAAUUCUCAUUCGAUGCCCUGGAAAGUCGCCGAAUUAAAACAAAAUUAAAAAUCAACAUGAAUAAUGGAAAUACUAAACGUUUGCCAAAGAAACUAAGCGUUUCUAAAAAGCCAGCGGUCACUGUGAAUUCGCCUUUGGCAAAGUAUGACUCCUCAGGAACCUUGACCUGUAUAAUUUGCAGGAUUCCCAUCAAGCCUACUGUUUGGAAGGUCCACAUCAACUCGAAGCAACACAAAACAAAUGUUGAUCAAGCCAAGCAGAAUAAGCAAAUAGAAAAACCAGUAGUUACAACUAUUUCUACCAAGGAAUCACCUGCCAAAUCUUCUCCUGUCACCAAAUCCACCACUCACCAAGAUAAAACUCCACAAACGAGCCUAGAGCAGGACUCUCCUAUUAUUCAAGAGAAAACCUCUCAAACAAACACGAGCAAUAAGCCAGCUACAACUGAAUUAGUUUCCGAAAAACUGCCAGAAAAGUUUUUCGACGAGGAUAAAACCAGUAAAUCAGAAGCUGCCCGUCUUCAGGACGAAGAAUGGCAACGAUUUCAGCAGGAGAUUAAGAAAGCUGCCACAGAAUCCAGCGUCAUCGUAGCCGACGAGCAGGAGGACAUCAAUCUCAAGAGGCACAUCAAGGAAAUAGACGAACAGAUCGAUAAUUGGAAGCGGUUCAUCAAAAUAAAUGAUCAGAAAACUUUGCUCUUGAAUAAAAAGCGGAGAGUUAAUCCCAGAGUAGAAAUAGACCCCCAAUUAAGUUCCAGUGAAGAAGACUGCAGUGUUGAUGAUUUGUACGACUGGCGAACGAAAAACUUGCACAGAUAAAAGUUGCACUUAUUAAAAUGUUAUUUCUAAACCGCACCAAAAUUCGCUUUUUAUAAUCUGUUAAAGAUCAAUCGAAGGGGUAUUAUCUUACAAUUUAAUUAAUAUAUGAGAAAAUAGUAA
Molecule: messenger RNA, 940 nt
Organism: Drosophila elegans
Lineage: Eukaryota; Metazoa; Arthropoda; Insecta; Diptera; Drosophilidae
Product: zinc finger protein 830
Exons: 2
Coding region: 59-820 (253 amino acids)
Biological process (GO): mitotic DNA damage checkpoint signaling; mitotic DNA replication checkpoint signaling; nuclear DNA replication
Cellular component (GO): nucleus; spliceosomal complex
Molecular function (GO): zinc ion binding; nucleic acid binding
Source: RefSeq, a predicted model, not a curated record